This is a messenger RNA of Candidula unifasciata, 585 nucleotides long. Lineage: Eukaryota; Metazoa; Mollusca; Gastropoda; Stylommatophora; Geomitridae. The record is from the annotation of a GenBank genome assembly.
UGCAAAGAUCCGUCGCAAUAUGAACAACUUCUCAGGAUCCACAAAUUGCAAAAACUUCUCAUUGCGAAACACAAUGAACUCACAAGAAAGGAAGAGGUCAUCAUCAGCAGAGACAUGGAGAUUAAAAAGCUGAAGCUGUUCCACUUGCGUCGGGCGGGAGACAACUCGCAAGAACAGCUUCGUGAGGCCACUCAGUUGCUGACCCAGAAGAACAAACAAAUCAAGGGUUUGUUGAGCGAGGUCAACAUUCUACGGUUCGACAUCAGUGAAUGCAGACACGAUUUUAAUGAGGUCCUUAGAGAACUAAAAAUCGCCAAGGAAGAAAUAGCGAAACAAAAACGCCACACUGUCAAAGACACUUGCCAGCACGCAACUAAGACCACCGACCUGAGCGUUAAGCCAGUCAAUCAGAAAGAUGGUUUUUCCGUCGAAUGUUGUAGAACACAUUUCAAGCUGCAGCCAUUACAUAAUACCUUGCAACGCCAACGUCAGAACAGGGCAAGAAGACACGCCCAACAUACGAGAAGAAUUCCAGCUCAGGCAAACGAACUCACCUCUAGAAGUUGUGAUUUACCGAGCCUGUGA